Messenger RNA from Rhizoctonia solani, 312 nucleotides. Its product is annotated as Tyrosine kinase catalytic domain protein. NCBI's taxonomy places the organism in Eukaryota, Fungi, Basidiomycota, Agaricomycetes, Cantharellales, Ceratobasidiaceae. The transcript is spliced from 4 exons. Gene Ontology annotation, molecular function: ATP binding; protein kinase activity. The record is from RefSeq and is a predicted model, not a curated record. Gene Ontology annotation, biological process: protein phosphorylation. The coding region runs from base 1 to 312 and encodes 103 amino acids.
AUGGUUUCGCCUUGGAUGGAGAAUGGUGAUCUGCGUAGUUUUCUUCAUUCGUAUCCUGACGCAGAUCGCUACGAGUUGUGUGCUCAAAUGGCCGAUGGGGUCGCAUAUCUGCACUCCCAGAACAUUGUGCACGGGGACAUCAAAGGGGCCAAUGUGCUAAUAUCGAAAGAAUUCGUCCUAAAGAUUGCGGACUUUGGGACUUCAGCCCUGAAGGACUACACGCUAGCGUUUGCCCAGACUGGGACAAAGCCUGGGAUGACGAUACGUUGGACGGCAAGCUAUUUACACACUAUCAUGGCUGGCUACGAUUAA